Tarenaya hassleriana is the source of this 1483-nucleotide messenger RNA. RefSeq lists its product as uncharacterized. The coding region runs from base 2 to 1483 and encodes 493 amino acids. The transcript has 3 exons. NCBI's taxonomy places the organism in Eukaryota, Viridiplantae, Streptophyta, Magnoliopsida, Brassicales, Cleomaceae. Gene Ontology annotation, molecular function: acetylglucosaminyltransferase activity. The record is from RefSeq and is a predicted model, not a curated record.
AAUGCCAUUCGAGAACAAUAAUACGAAUCUGAACAAACUGGGUCAGAUGUCUCAGCAUUUACCGCUCUCUAUCUUGUGCAGAUGGAUCGCGGUUUCGGGUUCUGUUCUUUUCUUCCUGCACAUGUUUGUUUUCAGCGUCAAGCACAGAGGAACCCUAAAUCUGGUUGUUCCUUCCGAGCUGAAAUUCUCAUCCUUUUCCUCUUCGUCGCCGCCAUUUUCGCCUCCCGAAACAGUCGAAAUUCCGACGGAUAUCAGUCACGUUGUGUUUGUGAUCGUCGGAAGUGUGACAACGUGGAAGCACAGGAGAGGUUACAUAGAAUCAUGGUGGAGACCGAACAUAACAAGAGGGCAUGUCUUUCUCGAACAACCACCCAAGCGAGAUCUCUUGCCCUGGCCUCAGACCUCUCCUCCGUUCAGAAUCAACAAAGAUCCAUCCGCUAAACCAGGCAAUUACACGAAACUCACGAGCCAGACGGCGAUCCGCUUGUAUCAGUCGCUCUCGGAUUCGUUUUUCAACGCUUCCGAUAGCGUCAGAUGGUUUGUGGUAGCGGACGACGAUACCCUUUUCUUCUUGGACAACUUGGUCGAGGUUUUGAACAAGUACGACCACAAGAAACACUAUUACAUCGGGAUGAAUUCCGAGAACAUUUGGUCGAACGAAGUGUUUUCUUACGACAUGGGAUAUGGAGGCGGCGGCUACGCGUUGAGUUACCUGACAGUGGAAGCUUUGGUCGGGAGAAUGGAAGAGUGUAUAAGGCGAUACCCGUUAAUGUUCAGCGAUCUCCUCUCGUUCCUUUGCUUGUCCGAUAUGGGAGUCGAUCUAACACUCGAGAAGGGCUUCCACCAGAUUGAUCUUCACGGUGACAUAUCCGGUCUGUUGUCAGCUCAUCCUCACUCUCCGCCCAUCAGUCUGCACCAUUUCGAUGUUAUAAACCCGAUUUUCCCAACGAUGAGCCGCCAAGAAUCCGUAAACAAUCUGAUGAAAACCGCGAAAACAGAUCAAACCCGUCUUCUCCAACAGACAAUCUGUUACCGCAGAGAAAUCAACUGGUCGGUCUCUAUUUCCUGGGGAUACUCUGUCCAAAUCUACGAGACUAUAAUCGCCCGAAGCCAACUGAAACGACCUCUCGAGACUUUUACGCCGUGGAGGAACGUUAAACCGCCGUUCUACAGAUUCAACACAAGACGAGUUACCAAAGAUCCAUGCGAAAUGCCUCAUCUCUUGUUCUUGGACUCAACUGUGGAAGAGAAUAACGGUGAGGUUUCUGGCACUUACAGGGUGAAAACGGCGCGUCGUUUGCCUCCCUGUGUCUCGAACGGCAACCAUUCUGCUCUUGUGGUUACCCAAGUUCGCGUCGCCGCGCCGACAUUGCACAAGAAGGAUGGGAGAAUCGAAUGUUGCGAUGUUAGAUUUGCUAACAAUAAAACGGACGUUUUGGAUGUGAAGAUAAGAGACUGUAUGAAAGACGAAAUUCUUGCUUAG